This is a messenger RNA of Cimex lectularius (bed bug), 1815 nucleotides long. RefSeq lists its product as uncharacterized. The transcript is spliced from 4 exons. NCBI's taxonomy places the organism in Eukaryota, Metazoa, Arthropoda, Insecta, Hemiptera, Cimicidae. The record is from RefSeq and is a predicted model, not a curated record. Bases 260 to 1783 code for a protein of 507 amino acids.
ACGUUCAGUCCUUACUCGAACCCUUACACAACACCAAGGAUUAUUAUUCUCUCCAUCGGAUAACGAGUCAGAAAAAGUAAUCGAGAAGAGACUGAACACCCUGGGCAGGAUACACCCAAUGACCAAAAGUGUUCGAGGCCUUUUCCCAGGAAAAAGAAUCGUCGCGGAAGUGUCGGUCGUAAGUGCUGAAGGAGAAAGAAGAAAGAAGACUCAAGUGAAUUCCCAGUGAUGAGAUAAAGUUCUUAUUUAAAAUUAAAAAAUGGGAAUUUUGAGCAUAAUAUGCAUUGCUUUUGGUCUCAUCCAGCUGGCCAUAAGCACUGCUGAAACCUUUGAGACGCCUGUUCACCUUUACAAACCUCCUUCGUCCCAUAAAUCUCCAAAAGAGCACAUUUUGAUCAAUGUGCAACCGAGUGAUAACAAAUCGACAGAUAGGCUUGAAAACCGAGAUUAUUGGAAAAGGGAAAUCGUCGAGAUCACAGCAGGCGACCCGACUACCGACAGCACUUUGCACGUUCCGAAUUAUGGGAUAGAUUGUGUGAACGAGAAGGAAUGCGAAUCGGUCCGCGCGGAGACGACACCGAUGCCGACGUUCAGGCCUUACUCUCAAGAAGAGCUCAACGUCUUUCUUAAAAAGUACGUCGAGACUAACGGCAAAUAUCCCGACCAGCCGACGAAUAAACUGGCCAACCUUUACAUGGACGAGCCCGUCAACGUUUUAGAAGGUUCUAAAGAGUCGGGUAAAACGCAAGAAAAGUCGAAAUCGUGGCAGUUGAUGCAGGCUCACGCCCACAACCACCCUUACGACGACAAAACCGGAUGGGUGACUCUCGAACCUAUCCCCUGGUCGGCGAGCCAAGUGCAGAAAUGGGAGCCGAACAACCGUCCACAGACUCCACAGUGGGAAAAACCCGGAUAUCAACAGCAAUACCAACAGCAAACGUCAAGCCCUCCGUGGAAUAAACCUAAUAAUAAAUGGCAAGACAGACCGUGGAGCAAUAAACCGACUUACGAGUACCCUUCGAGCCCCAAACCCCAGUCCAACUGGAACGACAACAAGUUCAGCAGCAAACCCUCGGGGUGGCCGAGCGAUAAUUGGGGAUCCAGUUCGGACAUAAUAACAGACGGGGGUCCGUCGCAUUUCCCCAGCGAUCCUCCGAAGAAGCCCACUUGGUACGACAGGCCCCACACGGAAAUUGUGUACCACGAAGGAAAAGAACCUUACCAACCCAAUUCCAACCCUUCAGAAGGGGACGGACACUGGGUCCUUUUGUCGAGCACCAAGGGUUACUCAGUCCCGCACAGAAACAGGGCUUUCCAACGGGCCCUCUUGAUCAACUCGCAGUCGCCCACGAAAAACGGAGUUCCGUCGGUAAAAUCCCACAGGAGUGUUAGGUUAACGGUCCUUCCUCCUAUGAACGGUACAAACACGACGACUUCGCACGGAGGCCUCCUGGAAGUCGAACAGACGUUUCAGACGGUAGACGAGGCUCAAAGAGAACACGCUGCCAAAAUGUUGCGCUUAGAAACUGUCAACAGGACAUCGUCCGGGCCGCCCCCGCCACCCCCAGUCGCGGCGAAGAGAUCGGGGACGGCCGUCAGGGUUUACCCUAUUAGAUCUCCGCAGUCGCAGGCCCGCGGAAACGCCGUUCUGGCGGCGGUCGGGGCCGGGAUGGUGCCCGCGACGAUGGCCAUGCUCCUGCCCAUGGUCCUCGGAAAACGACGUAGGAGGAGCAUCGAGCAUCCCUUCAACGUUUUCAGACCCAAUCAUUUAUUUAACGACUAACAUAACAUAACUUUUUUACUGCUAAUGUACAA